Messenger RNA from Linum trigynum, 3919 nucleotides. The record is from the annotation of a GenBank genome assembly. Lineage: Eukaryota; Viridiplantae; Streptophyta; Magnoliopsida; Malpighiales; Linaceae.
UUGCCAUUUGGAUCCAUGGAUCAAUCCAUAAAUCCACCAAUCCAAUUGAAUUUGGAUCAAAAGGAUUGGAUUUAAAUGGAUUGAAUUAGGUGGAUAUUUUUAAUAGGUUGGUGGAUUGGAUUGAGAAUUGUCACCUCUACUUCCAGCAAGCCAAGUAUUGCUCAAAUUUCUCCGUGAUGUAUUUGUAAAUUGUAAGUAUCCUGUGUAGCUUUGUCAAGAAUAACCGACACGUCAAGAUACUUGUCGAGAUGUCAAUUUGUUUGAUGCCAAGUAGUCUACUGAAUUUCUCCUUUGGUGUAUUUCCUCCUGUUCUUGGAGAAGUAGAUGUAGCCCUGCUGACCUCUUCACAUGAUUAAGCCGACAAAAUCAUCAAAUAGACCAUAGCUAAAAGUGCUAACCAUAAGACACUCCAGUUGAUUAUGUCGUACGCUUUGGCCACAACCAAAAUUAUUUUAGGGUAAAGUUCAUGUCAAAUUGAAGUAUUAACUCAAUUAACUAUUAAUUUCAACGAUUCAGUGGCGAGCUAGUGUCAAAAGUAGGCUGGGAAAAUAGACCAGACCGUUAGAAAAAUCGUGGUCCAAAUCGUACCGCACAGUUUGGUCCGGACCGUAGACCGUGAAGUAUGGUCUGGUCCAUGGUCUGUAUUAUUUUAUGAUUUGAUCUCUUGGUCUGGUCUGGUCUAGACCGCGGUUUACCAGACCAAACCGUGGACCCAACUGACUUGUCAAUACGUGUUAACAGCCCAUUCGACCACUCUCCAAACUCCCACAACGACACCCAAGUCUCAACCUUAAUUUUGUGAAUCUCUUCCCUCCUUCAUUCACAACCACAUUUAACUAAAGAGUAGAGAUAAUAGUGUCUCCAUAUGACAUUAUGUUAAUGUUUAUGACGUUAUGGUGCAAGCUGAGAUGUUUUUACUUUGUAUCUUUGUUAUGUACUAAGAUUUAAAGUAUCAAAAUUAUUCAUGCAUGUUAGGAUUAAUGUUUUAAGGCAAAUAACAAUGAUUUUUCUUGGUUAUUGGUUCAAUUUUUUGUGUGGUUGACAAAACAAAUUAUUCAUUUUUCGUUGAGUGUGGUAUAUCUGGACCUGACCAGAUCGAACCAGACCGCACAGGCGGGGUCUGGACCGGACCGUAUAGUCUGUGAUCUGAUCUGUGGUCUAUACUUUAGCCUCUUGCUCUGGACCAUAUACUGUUUCCCAGCCUAGUCAAAAGCGUCGUUUUGGCUGUAAAAGUAUGGAAUUUUUCACGAAUUACAAAAUCAAUGAAUUAGCUUGUGGGAAUCGAAUGAAAUUCCACAUUUGGGAAGUUAAUGCCUGCCUAACGGUUUAAGGAUGGAAAGGGCUAGUUAGGAAAUUACUAGAAGUUCAAGGGCUAAACUAGAAAAAUAAAAGAGUUCAAGGGCUAUAACAGGCAAAACAUCAUAGCUGAGGGACCAAAAAAAUGACACCUUAUAUAAAAUCCAUUUCGGUUCGAAAUUCAUGCAGCUUUGACUGAACAAUCUGUAACGUUUCAGAAAGGAGGCGCGGACAACUCUACUGAGCCUCUCUUCUUCUUCGUCGUCUGAGCGCCAAUGGAUCCUUACGGACCGCCAUUGACAGAGCCCUUAACCCCACAAGAGAAGCAGCUCAUGAACGAAGUCAUUUUCCUUCAUUAUCUCUGGCAGCAAGGUCCGCCCGCAACCCAAUUCACCCACUUUCCUCACCCUAACCCUAAUAUCCAUCCUCCUGCCAAUCAAUUGAGGAGGAAUCUGGGUUCUUCGACCUUCCCCAUCGUCAGUGCCGGACAGAGAAGCAAGCGCGCAAAACGGAAUCCCCAUGACCAACAACAAACUGGUUCUGGUCCCGAGUGGCCCGUCGACUCUCAGCUGCUACCUCCGCCUCCGUCCGACUCACCCUGGCCUGCUUCGAAGCCGAAUCCCGCCGGCGAAAAUGGGGAAGCGUCUAACUCCGACAAUGACGGGGCGGCGGCGAAGCUCGCGGCAAUGCAAUUGCAGCAGAAAGCUGCCGAGAGAUUCAAGGAGUUCCUCGUCCGGAAAAGGCUUGAUUGUGAUCCCGGCUUGGAUUGUGGCGAGGAAGGAGAAGAGGGUGAGCCUCUCGGUUCCGCGAGUGAUGUUCAGGAGAGCGAGGAAUUUAAGUUCCUGCUGAGUUUGUUUGUGGAAGACCAUGAACUGAGGCAGCUCUAUGAGAAAAAUCAAGAAAAUGGGGAGCUUUGUUGCAUCGUAUGUGGAGCAAUGGGGGUUAACGCGAGGAGAGCGUUCAAGAGCUGCACUACCCUUGUUCACCACGCCAUGCGGCUUACAAAGACGAAGCGGCAACGAUCCCACAGAUCUUUUGGCCAUGUUAUUUUCAGGGUUUUUGGAUGGGAUCUCAGCAAGUAUCCUGCAAUUGUUGUCAAGGAUGAACCUCUUGGUCGUUCUUUACAGAAUUUAGGCGCCAACCAGGGAACCCAGCUGUCACAUGUUUCUGAUGCUCAGUGGCCUGCUUGGGAUCCUCAAACCAGUUCAGUGAAGACAGCGAAUUCUACUGACGAGCCUGCGAUGCUUGCUGAGGUGCAGUUUAUGCAGAGGGCAUUGGUUGAAUGUAAAAUGUUCUUUAUGGAGACAUCUAAGUCGGUCAGUGAUGGCGACGACGAGGAAAGUGAAGAUGAUAAUGAGCUAGACAACAAGGAUGUUGAUGAGUUGAGUUUCUUUAUGAAAUUGUUCACAGAGGACAGUGAGCUGAGCAACUAUUAUAAAAGCAAUCAUGAAGGUGGGGACUUUUGUUGUUUGGUCUGCUGUGCUAUUGGGAAGAAGGGUUGGAGAAGGUUUAAAGGAUGUCUAGGGCUUCUCAAUCAUGCUGUGGCUAUAUCAAAGACGAAGAAAAAGAAGGCGCACAGGGCGUUUGGUCAGGUUGUUUGCAAGGUCCUUGGUUGGAAUUUCGACCGGCUUCCAAUGAUUGUGCCUUGUACAGAAUGUCCACAAGAAGAGAGUAUGGCAACGUCAAGCAAUCUGCAGUGUGAUCCGAAGAACCAUGCUCAUUUCAAUAGCGAAAGUUUCCAUGAUCCAGACAGCAAAGUGGAAUAUGUUUCUGCGAGGAAUGGCGAAUUAACUUGUGAAUUAAAUUCUAAUUCUCAUCAGAACCAGAGCAUAGAGAUGGCCAGCAAGACUUGUUUGGUUGAAGGCGAUGCCACUGGUAACCUCGGCGGAGGGGACAGCCAAGAUGCACAAGUAAGCAAUCCAUCUGUAGACCAUCCCUCCGCAAACUGAUCUGAAGGAAUGAGGUAUGGAUGGAGAUAAAAUGAAGAAAUUGGUUGGCAGAUCACAGCUGAGACACUGAUGGUGGGAAGAUUCAUGGAUGCUUCUGUUUCUUCAUCUAGAGCAGACGCAGGCAGGUACGCAGCAGGAUGAGAAAGCAAAAAGAGUUGAAGGUUGUAAAUUAUCAGUGGGAUAAUUGGUCUUUUAAUGCCACUGGAUUCCCCAAACCAUACAUCACUCAUGCCUGCAUCUGCUUGAACCAUCAGAGCAUGCGAUAAACUCCAUGCUAUGCUUCCUAGCUAAGAGGAAUGGCUACCAUCUUAUACUCGUGCUUAACAGGAUGCUGUAAAGUGAAGUUCCAAAGGAUGUUUUCUAUGUUCAAUCUAGUUGGUGGAGUGCAUAGCAUAAACUACUUGGGAGAAGGUAUACCAUGCAAUGAACUAAGCGAUUUUUAUACAAAGUUGUGGUGUUUUUACAUCAGCUUUAUGCUUCAUUCCUAUCCAAAAUUGUACAGAUCCAUUUCAUAACAUGGACUUGACGCACAGUUCAGGUCGAGCGCAUGAUCGUUCAAGCAUGAAGCAUUGAGAUAAAGAACUCAGAACUUCCUUGCAGUCACUGUAAACGAUAAAAUACCGACUGAGUAGAACUCGGGAUAGCACAAGCACGGAUAAAAAAGAUUAAAGAUU